AUGGCACGCAGCAUCGAUCUUAAGACAAUUGCAGAUCUCUCUGUGUUUGUUGGAACCGGUAUAUCGUUGUAUUACCUUAUUACAAGGCUUUUGAACGAAGCAGAAGGUGGCCCGCUGUCAGGCAAAUCCAAGGAAUCUCGCCAGAAGCAGUCGCAGACAUGGGACAAACUGGUGGCUGUCAGGCCGAAUCUGAAAACAGUAACUUUAAACUCUUACGAGCGUAGCGUACUGGCUUCGGUAGUGUUACCUCAAGACAUAGAGGUCAAGUUUUCUGAUGUGGGGGGUCUAGAAGACAUAAUAGAGGAACUAACAGAGAGCGUCAUUUACCCACUGACGAUGUCGGAAUUAUACACAUCACAUUCGCUACUUACAGCACCAAGAGGUGUACUACUGCAUGGCCCACCUGGGUGCGGGAAAACCAUGAUCGCCAAGGCUCUCGCCAAAGAGAGCGGGGCGACGUUUAUCUCCAUCCGGAUGUCUUCCAUCAUGGACAAAUGGUACGGUGAGUCCAACAAGAUCGUGGACGCGAUCUUUUCGCUCGCAAAUAAAAUCCAACCAUGCAUCGUUUUCAUAGAUGAGAUUGACUCGUUCUUGCGGGAGCGCGCCUCUUCGGAUCACGAAGUCACCGCAAUGUUGAAAGCAGAGUUUAUGACCCUAUGGGAUGGUCUUACAAGCAACGGCAGAAUCAUGAUACUGGGCGCAACGAACCGCAUGGCAGACAUAGAUUCAGCUUUCUUAAGACGGCUACCUAAGAGGUUUGCCAUACCGAUGCCAGGCCAAGAGGAAAGACGCAAGAUUUUGACAGUUCUUCUGAAAGACACCGCCCUUGAUAAUGAAGACUUUGAUCUUGAUCUACUCGUGAAUGCUACGCGCGGCAUGUCCGGUUCAGACUUGAAGGAGCUCUGCAGAGAUGCCGCAUUGAACGCCGCCCGGGAAUAUAUUCGUCAAAAGCGGCAGUUGGCCUCCACCACGGAAUCAGAUGCUAUAAGCGAAAUGAGACCACUGAAGAACGAAGACUUCUUCAAGAACCUGAAGCUUGAUGCUCGGGUGCCGCUAGGAACUGCUGGUUUGGAUUAG
Molecule: messenger RNA, 1077 nt
Organism: Lachancea thermotolerans CBS 6340
Lineage: Eukaryota; Fungi; Ascomycota; Saccharomycetes; Saccharomycetales; Saccharomycetaceae
Gene: MSP1
Product: protein-degrading AAA family ATPase MSP1
Exons: 1
Coding region: 1-1077 (358 amino acids)
Cellular component (GO): mitochondrial outer membrane
Molecular function (GO): ATP binding; ATP hydrolysis activity
Source: RefSeq, a predicted model, not a curated record